This is a messenger RNA of Epinephelus lanceolatus (giant grouper), 2938 nucleotides long. RefSeq names its product shaker-related potassium channel tsha2. The record is from RefSeq and is a predicted model, not a curated record. Gene Ontology annotation, biological process: potassium ion transmembrane transport; action potential; protein homooligomerization. Gene Ontology annotation, cellular component: voltage-gated potassium channel complex; membrane. Lineage: Eukaryota; Metazoa; Chordata; Actinopteri; Perciformes; Serranidae. Gene Ontology annotation, molecular function: delayed rectifier potassium channel activity; protein binding.
AGAGAAGAAUAUAGCUGUCUUUAUCUCGCUUGUCAUGCACAGUGCAACAUGCCUGCAGCACACAGAACAGAGGCAUGACAUAUCCUGCAAGUCGUGCACAACUUGUGGAGCAGCUCAGCCGCGUUCAGGGCUGUUGUGGAAACGUCAGCAAGGUUUCGUCUUGAAACGGCUGCAGCGUGACAUUGCAGAGCCUCUUUUUUGGUCUCUUUCCCCUUUAUGUGUGUGUCAUUUGUGGAUGAAAGGAUGGGUGGAUGGAGGAAGGCAAAUCUCUGAGCCACAGUGAGAGAGCGUGCACACACACGUCAGCUCGGGGAGGGCAAAGCCUGCUUAAGAUGCAGCGAAUGUGACAGUCGAGCCGAUAGUCCAGACUACAGCAGCGCGUGGACGGGAAAGGUGAGCGUGGUGGGGGUGGGGGGGCACAAAAAUGCCAGUGGAACCAGCUCACCCGCAGACGUGACGCCGACACACCGAGAAAAAAGAGGAAGGCACGCGGAGACGCUCAGCUGGUUUCCAAAUACGCGCGGAGGAGUCGGAGGGGGAACAGAGAGGACUGAGGUGCGGGAAGCGUCGCCCUUGUCUGGGGGGGAAAGAUGACAGUGGUGCCCGGAGAGAACCUGGAUGAGACUGUGGCACUGGCCGCGCUGUCAGCCCAGGAUGUGUACGACCCGGAGAGAGCCGAGAACCAGGAGUGCUGCGAGCGGGUGGUCAUCAACAUCUCCGGGCUGCGUUUCGAGACGCAGCUGAAGACACUCGCCCAGUUCCCCUCCACUCUGCUGGGGGACCCGCGCAAGAGGAUGCGCUUCUUCGACCCGCUGAGGAACGAGUAUUUCUUCGACAGGAACAGACCCAGCUUCGAUGCCAUCCUCUACUACUACCAGUCCGGGGGGAGGCUCCGGAGACCCGUCAACGUGCCAGUGGACAUUUUCAUGGAGGAGAUUAAAUUUUACGAACUGGGGGAGGAGGUGAUCGAGAAUUUUAAGGAGGAUGAGGGGUUUAUUAAGGAGGAAGAGCGCCCGCUGCCUGAUAACGAGUUCCAGCGGCAGGUUUGGCUCCUGUUCGAGUACCCGGAGAGCUCCGGACCCGCCAGGGGGAUCGCGAUAGUUUCCGUGCUGGUUAUUCUCAUCUCCAUUGUGAUUUUCUGCUUGGAGACUUUACCGGAGUUCCGAGAGGAAGCCAGAACGUUUGACGAGCAGCUGGUGGUGAACGGGACGGUGCGCGCAAAGAAGCCAAACCCGUUCACAGACCCGUUUUUCAUCGUGGAGACGCUCUGCAUCAUCUGGUUCUCCUUCGAGCUGCUGGUCAGGUUCCUCGCCUGCCCGAGCAAGCCCGCUUUCUUUAAGAACAUCAUGAACACCAUCGAUAUCGUGGCCAUCAUGCCCUACUUCAUCACGCUGGGGUUGGAGUUAGCGGAGCACCAGGGGAACGGGCAGCAGGCCAUGUCGCUGGCCAUCCUCAGGGUCAUCCGUCUGGUCCGGGUCUUCCGGAUCUUCAAGCUCUCCAGACACUCCAAGGGGCUCCAGAUUCUCGGGAAGACCCUGCAGGCCAGUAUGAGGGAGCUGGGACUGCUUAUAUUCUUCCUCUUCAUCGGGGUCAUCCUCUUCUCCAGCGCGGUGUACUUCGCGGAGACGGAUGACCCGGACUCUGGCUUCAGCAGCAUCCCGGACGCGUUCUGGUGGGCGGUGGUGUCCAUGACCACGGUGGGCUACGGGGACAUGUGUCCGGUCACCAUCGGAGGGAAAAUUGUGGGCUCCCUGUGCGCCAUAGCCGGAGUGUUAACCAUCGCGCUCCCGGUGCCCGUCAUCGUCUCCAACUUCAACUACUUCUACCACCGGGAGACGGAGCACGAAGAGCAGUUCCAGUACACGCAUGUGACGUGCGGCCAGCAGCAGCCGCAGUUUGGAGAGUUCAACAAGAGCGACAGCAAGCCGUCUCUGUCCAAGUCCGACUACCUGGACAGCGAUGACGCGGACUCCAUCAAAUACACCAACUGCAGCCCGCACAAAGCGUACACCGGGAAGCUCACCGAUGUUUGAUUUUUGACCCACAAUUACGCAUCAGUGGCGCGCUGAGGGAAUCUUUCCGUGCCAUCAAACAUCCCGCGCUCUGGUUUGAGUUUAGGUUGGCGAGCUCCUUAUUUCUGCCAUCAAAGGGAUUCAUUUCAUUCACAGAUGGAUUAUUAUGAGAUAACUCACAUUUAUCCCCCUGAAACAGUCUUCCAUUACGCGCGCCAUGAGUCAGAGGGGAAAGCUUUGAAAUGAUCAGCCUUUAGCCAGUUGUAGCACUUUAUUGUUGUUAUUAUUAUUAGCCUGAUGUUUCUCUUAGUAAAUGCGUAAUUUAUUGCCACAAUAAUGCAGGUUUAAAGUUUACAUUUGCUUUUCUGUCUAUCUGAAGCAACACAGGACCAAUUUAGUCUAAAUAUACAGACUGAUGCAGGAGGCACAUGGUGGCUGUUUUUGUUAUGGUCCCGCGCGCGCGCGCACACACGCACACCUGUUAUUUCACCCUCAUGUAUUUUCCAUUCACUCUGCAUGGAGCUCAGUGGUGGAUCAGAUGAUGUGCAGCAGGCUGGAGGAAUCACUUAUCCUAAAAUUAAACUUCUCUGAGCAGGCUUCCGUACAAGUCGCCUAAAUGUUUAAAUGUUGCUUCAGGAGGUUAAAUCCUCACUUUGUAGAGAGGCAUUAUGAAAUCAGGUGCAGCUUUUCCCAAACCAAGAGCGCCACUGUGUGGAUGACAAGGAGCCCCGCAUCUCUCCGGUGGAUGCAGUUUCUAUAGCAACCUUCCAGACUUUUCUGUAUUGUCUGCCACAGGAAUGAAAGGACGCAGGCUGAGGCUGUGGAGACGAGGCUCAGCGAGGCCACAAAACCACCAUGUUGUGGAAGCCUCCAUGUUGUUUUAGCUCACCAGCUGAAUCCGACACACGUUAUUUUAAUCUCCAACA